GCCAGACCUGCUCCUGCUGCUGUUCGGGUAACUCAUCUUUUACUGGUACCACCAGGGAUACAAGGGAGAGCACCUGGGAAAACUCUGGGGAAACUGUUUCUGACCACCAUCGAGAAGAUGAUGAGCUCAAGCUAUUGGAGUGAGACCAGCAGCAGCAGCUGCGGGACCCAGCAGCCCACAGAGGUCCUGCAGUGCCAGCCUCAGCAUUACCACUAUUACCAUCAGCCAAGUCAAGCCCAGCAGCCUCCAGAAAAAAAUGUAGUGUAUGAACGAGUGAGGACCUACAGUGGGCCAAUGAACAAGGUGGUGCAGGCCUUGGACCCGCUCGGCUCACGGGAAGUGCUCUCCCCUCUCAAACCUGCCUCCUCCUACCAAAGUUUGGUUUGGAGCGACCAUUCCCAGGAGCUCUAUUCUCCAACUCUGAAAAUAUCUACUUGUGCACCAAGCACUCUCCACAUAACACAAAAUGCUGAACAGGAACUCCAUUCUCCAACAGUGAAAGUUACUACAUAUCCACAAACCACCAUUAGGAGAUACAUAGUACAAAACCCUGAACAGGAACCAUUGUCUCCUUUCCUAAGAGGAAGUCAAUUCUUCCCAGGAAACAAUGUAAUUUAUGAAAAAACAAUAAGAAAAGUGGAGAAGCUCAACACAGAUCAAGAAUGUUGUCCUCAAAUUCAGUGCCAUCAUCAUGUCAUCCAGCAACCCCAGAUCAUCCACUCGCCACAUUGUCAACAGUCCCAUUCUAGCCAUCAAAUCCAGUGUAUAACAGAAAAUGAUUCAAAUAUUGGGCAUGAACUCUGUCAUGGCGGGCCAAGCCAAAUACACGAACAGGUGAUAAUUCAGGAUGAUGGCCCUGAAAAAUUGGAUCCCAAAUAUUUUGGAGAGUUGCUUGCUGAUCUAAGUCGCAAGAAUACAGACCUAUAUCACUGCUUAUUAGAACAUUUGGAGCGAAUUGGAGGAAGCAAACAAGAUUUUGAGUCCACAGAUACAUCAGAAGACAUUGAGUCAUUGAUUCCCAAAGGACUGUCAGAGUUUACAAAACAGCAAAUUCGUUAUAUUCUGCAGAUGAGGGGUAUGUCUGAUAAGUCCCUGAGACUAGUGCUGUCCACGUUUAGCAACAUACGGGAGGAACUUGGACAUCUUCAAAAUGAUUUGACAUCACUGGAAAAUGACAAGAUAAGACUUGAAAAGGACUUGGCAUUCAAAGAAAAUCAAAUGAAAGAGUAUGAAGAACUCUUGGCAUCAGUGAGAGCAAAUAAUCGCCAACAGCAACAAGGACUUCAAGACUCAAGCGCAAAAUGUCAGUCAUUGGAAGAAAAUAACCUUUCUCUUCGACAUACACUGUCAGACUUGGAAUACAGACUGAAAGAACUUGAGUAUUGUAAACGCAAUUUAGAGCAAGAGAAUAAAAACCUUAGAAUACAGGUGUCUGAGACUUGCACAGGCCCUACACUACAGGCUAAAAUGGAUGAGAUUGGCAAUCAUUAUAUGGAGAUGGUAAAAAACUUGAGACUUGAUAAAGAUAGAGAAAUCAGCAAGCUAAGGUCCCAAUUAAACCAGUACCAAAAAGAUGUUUCAAAAAGAGAAGGAAGUUGUAGUGAUUUCCAAUUCAAACUUCAUGAAUUGACAAGUUUGCUGGAAGAGAAGGAUUCUCUAAUAAAGCGUCAAUCAGAGGAACUCUCAAAGUUGAGACAAGAAAUAUAUUCAUCCCAUAACCAACCCUCUUGUGGUGGAAGGACUACAAUCACCACAAAAAAGUACAGAACACAGUAUCCAAUCCUAGGUCUCCUGUACGAUGACUAUGAAUAUAUACCACCAGGUAGUGACACACAAACGAUUGUGAUCGAGAAAACUGAAGACAAAUGGACUUGUCCAUGAAUGGACCCAUUCUACAAUACUACAACCCAAAGGAAAUUUUCUUUGUCUGCAUCAGUAUUUUAAUUGUUAUUUUUCUAUUGCUAAUGUGCAAUCAAAUUGUGAAUCAUGUUACUACGCCAUGGAUCUAGUGGGACGAUUUAAUUCUAGAGAUGAGUUCCCCCUCAUUCAGGAGAACUGAGUCUUUAAAAAAAACACACACACAUUGAUGUAUUUGAAAUUUAACACCGUGCAAAUGAGAGAAAAAAAAUGACCUUUGUGUUUAAACCCUGGUUGCAGACAGUGUAGAACCUAACCUGUUAUUUUUAUAUAGGGUGCUUCCUAUAUGUUGAACUUAUUCAUACAAUAGAGCCUUUACAAGUUAUUCUAUUAUGUUAAUGUGCAACUUAGCUAUAGGAUUCAGUCCUGUUUUUCAGCAAAACAGAGGCAAUUAAAUUUUAAAAAAUAGGCUAACUAGAACAUAAAAUAUACAGCCUUACUUUUCUCACAUUAAGCUUGUGACUAAUAGGAGUACAGCAGUGCUAACAUAUCUUGGAAACAGCUAAGUCAAAGGUGGAGGUUAAUUUUGUUAAUCAUGGAAAUGAGCUAAUAUCUUUUAAAUAAAUGCAUUAAUUGAAUUAUACAUAGUUCUAAGUACAUGUCAGUGCCUGGGAAAAUCUGUUCUUUCAAAACAUAUUUUCUGCAAGUGGUCCAAUUCACUUUGUAAAAAACGCAAUACUGUACUGUAGUAGUGGGCAUAAGAAUGUAGAAUUUUUCAUAGUGAUAUACAGACAUAACAUUGCUAUAUUGCAUAGUCAUAAAAUCUUUAACAAAAAUAGCAGUAAAAGAUACUUGAUAGCUGUAUCUUGGAGAAUAUUUUAUAGUAGAGUCUUUGAUGUAGUUAGAAAUUUGUUACUUGAAUUGUAAUGGCGUUACAAAGUGAUACAAGUAUUUGUUUAUUAUAUUAUAAAUAAGGAAGUUUCAUAAUAUAACCCAAUCAAAAGGUACAAAACAUUGCUCAUCAAAUUAGGAUUAAGGUAACAAAUAUAUUCAGUUUACAUGUUUAGUUCAUAGUUUUGUACUAAAAUAUCUACAGAAACCUUUAUAAAAUUCUUCAAUGCUUUAUAAGCAUAUUCUAAUUAUUCUAAGAAGCAGUUAGUAUAAGCAUGGCUGUGGCACUAUAUGCACUAGAACUAUGAGUUAGAAAUAUUUAAAAGGUCUUGAUAUGAAAUUGAGUCUUAUUUAUAUUCUUAUAACACUUAAGAUAAACAUUAAGUUCUCUAACAUGAAUAAAAUUUCUAUUUUAUCAAUAUUUUAUGAUAUAAAAUGUUAAUGUUUCAUAUUUUUACAAUUCCCCUCUAUUUUCUGGACAGACAAGUUCUCUCCUCUGAUAGAUACCCAUAUAUGCAAUUAUGGCAAAAGUGUAUUGUUUUUGUCUAUUACAAAAGUUACAAUGGAAUGCUUUAAUUACCUUGACAGAAAAAUGCCAUAAUUACAGUUUGAAAAUGAGAAUGUCUUUUUCAAAAUUACAGAAAACUAAUAAUAUCCAGAAUUAAAGAGCAAUUAAGAAGACAGUCUGUUUGAUCUAAGAUAGUGAUUUAGAGUCAUAUAAAUGUUUCCCAUUUUUUUUUUACCAACGUUUUAAGAUCAAUAGAAAUAAGAGGAAUAAAAGUGAUAUUAAAUUAUACAUUUAGUUCUGGAGAUGGGUUCCCCCAGUCAUUCAGGAGACCUGAGUCUGUUUUUUAUACAUUGAUAUAUUUGAUAUAGCAACACGCAAAUGAGAGGGGGAAAAACCUUUGUGUUUGAACUCUAAUUGCAGGCAGUGUAGAACCUAACCUGCUAUUAGGGUGCUUCCUAUGUUCAUCAAUUCUGUGUAGUUACUCAAUGAAAACUCUAGUGUCAUCAGGUGAAGAUGUCCAUUCAUCUCAUUUCUAUCUCUAUAUGUUUUCACUUCAGAUUUGUCAAAUAAAAUGGAAACUGGAGAGUGUCAUACAAAAUAUUCUUAUGUAUCUAAAUAAAAUAUGUUAAGCAUC
Molecule: messenger RNA, 3890 nt
Organism: Mus musculus (house mouse)
Lineage: Eukaryota; Metazoa; Chordata; Mammalia; Rodentia; Muridae
Gene: Pof1b
Product: premature ovarian failure 1B
Exons: 17
Coding region: 118-1881 (587 amino acids)
Biological process (GO): epithelial cell morphogenesis; bicellular tight junction assembly; actin cytoskeleton organization
Cellular component (GO): desmosome; bicellular tight junction; Golgi apparatus
Molecular function (GO): actin filament binding
Source: RefSeq, marked validated